This is a messenger RNA of Micropterus dolomieu (smallmouth bass), 6483 nucleotides long. RefSeq names its product zinc finger SWIM domain-containing protein 6. Gene Ontology annotation, cellular component: Cul2-RING ubiquitin ligase complex. Bases 183 to 3584 code for a protein of 1133 amino acids. The transcript is spliced from 14 exons. Lineage: Eukaryota; Metazoa; Chordata; Actinopteri; Centrarchiformes; Centrarchidae. Gene Ontology annotation, molecular function: zinc ion binding. The record is from RefSeq and is a predicted model, not a curated record.
CAUCCCGGUUACUUUGACAACACAAAGGACUUCACGGAACUCGCAGGCGCCGCCUACCUUUCCAAAUAAGGGCAGUCUCUCCAUGUACGGCAAACAAUCGGUGCGAGAUUGCCCUUUUCUCUUCCUUAUCCCGUUUAUAUGAUCGGAGAGGAACUGCGCUUCAGGUUGGAAGCGGUGCGAUCAUGGCCGAGCGAGUCCAGCAGCCCCCAGCCAAGCGGCUCUGCUGCAGGCCCGGCUACAACCCGGCAUGCAGGCAGGGGCAGCGGGCUGGAGGAGUCCUGUGUGGCGGCGCAGGGUCCGCUCCUGGAGGGUCGGGGAAUGGAAAAACGCACAACCCCGAGUCGUUGCUCGACAUCGCGGCGCGCAGAGUCGCGGAGAAGUGGCCGUUCCAGAGGGUGGAGGAGCGGUUCGAGAGGAUCCCGGAGCCCGUCCAGCGGAGGAUCGUAUACUGGUCAUUCCCGAGAAGCGAGAAGGAGAUCUGUAUGUAUUCCUCCUUCAACGCCGGAGGAGAGGAAAGUGGAACUAGCGGGGACAAUAAUGACGAGACCCAGCUGCCUUUCCUACGGGGUGUCACUCUGCUAGAGGGUGGCUGGGUGGACAACGUAUUGCAAGUCGGUUUCCAUCUCAGCGGCACAGUGACGGACCCCGCCACACCCUCAUCCCCGGAGCUUGUUUGCAGCGUCAGCGUCAGCUUCGACCGCUGCAAAAUCACAGCGGUAACAUGCACCUGUGGCAACAAAGACAUCUUCUACUGCGCCCAUGUAGUGGCACUGUCGCUUUACAGAGUACGGAAGCCCGAGCAGGUCAAACUGCACCUGCCCAUCUCAGAGACCCUGUUUCAGAUGAGUAGAGACCAGCUGCAGAAGUUCGUCCAGUAUCUGAUUUCAGUCCACCACACCGAAGUGUUGCCUACUGCGCAGAAACUGGCCGACGAGAUUCUGUCGCAGAACUCGGAGAUCAACCAGGUCCACGGGGCCCCAGACCCCACAGCAGGAGCCAGCGUGGACGAUGAAAACUGCUGGCAUCUGGAUGAGGAGCAGGUUCAGGAGCAAGUCAAGCUCUUCCUGUCCCAGGGAGGAUACCACGGCUCGGGCAAGCAGCUCAACCUGCUCUUCAGCAAGGUGAGGGAGAUGCUGAAGAUGCGUGACUCCAACGGAGCGAGGAUGUUAACACUGAUCACAGAGCAGUUCAUGGCCGACCCUCGGCUGGCGCUGUGGAGACAGCAGGGCACCACCAUGACCGACAAGUACAGACAGCUCUGGGACGAGCUGGGUGCCCUGUGGAUGUGCAUCGUACUGAACCCCCACUGCAAACCAGAGCAGAAGUCAUCGUGGCUGCGCCAGCUGCGCAGGUGGAACAGCGUGGACGUCUGCCCCUGGGAGGAUGGUAACCACGGCAACGAGCUGCCCAACCUCACCCACUCACUGCCUCAGGGUGCCCAUGGCAACCAAGAGAUGCGUCCCCACAGGACUGUGUUCACACGGGCCAUUGAGGCCUGCGACCUGCACUGGCAGGACCGGCACCUCCAGCAUAUUAUCGCUAGUGACCUCUAUGCCAACUACUGCUACCAUGACAACCAAGAGGGCUCCCUCUUUGACUCACGUGGCUGGCCCCUGUGGCAUGAACAUGUCCCAACAGCCUGUGCCAGGGUGGAUGCCCUGCGUUCACACGGUUACCCAAGAGAAGCCCUUCGACUGGCCAUCGCUGUGGUGAACACGUUACGACGGCAACAGCAGAGGCAGCUGGAGCACUUCCGCCGACACAAGAAAGAGUUGCUCCAUAAAGGCCACACCUCUAUAACCAACAUGGAGGGCUGGGUGGGACACCCUCUGGAUCCCAUCGGUACCCUGUUCAACACCCUGACGGAGUCGGGAAGAGUAGGAGAGGAGGGCUCCAACACCUGCUUAGACCUCUCAGACUGCUCCAGUGUUGUAAGCCGAGCAGACCUCCAGCGGAUGCCCGUGCAGCGAUUGCUAGGAGACGGUGAAUCGUACAUGGCGCUAGCGGUGGAGACGGCUCUGAUUGGCUUAGGCCAGCAGAGGGUGAUGCCUGAUGGGCUGUACGCUCAAGAGAAGGUGUGUCGUAACGAAGAGCAGCUAUUGGCCAAGCUGCAGGAAGUGGAACUGGACGACUCCCUGGUCAAAAUAUUCCGUAAACAGGCCGUCUUUCUGCUAGAGGCUGGCCCGUACUCUGGCCUUGGAGAGAUCGUCCACAGAGAGAGUGUUCCCAUGCACACCUUCGCCCGCUAUCUCUUUACCUCUCUCCUACCUCACGACGCUGAACUGGCGUACAAAAUUGCACUGAGAGCCAUGAGGUUGCCCGUGUUGGAGUCGACGGCCUCGUCCGGAGACCUGUCACGACCCCACCACAUCGUGUCCGUGGUGCCCAACCGCUACCCGCGCUGGUUCACCUUGAGCCACAUAGAGUCUCAGCAGUGUGAGCUGGCCUCCACGAUGCUCACUGCUGCCAAAGGUGACAGUCGGAGGCUGGAGACAGUCCUGGAGUCCAUCCAGAAAAACAUUCACUCCUCGUCUCACAUCUUCAAACUGGCACAAGAUGCGUUCAAGAUCGCCACUCUGAUGGACAGCCUGCCUGACAUCACACUCCUCAAAGUCUCUCUGGAGCUGGGACUGCAGGUGAUGAGAAUAACUCUGUCCACGUUAAACUGGAGGAGGAGAGAGAUGGUGCGUUGGUUAGUCACGUGUGCCACUGAAGUGGGUGUGUAUGCACUGGACAGCAUUAUGCAGAGCUGGUUCACCCUCUUCACCCCCACAGAAGCCACCAGUAUCGUGGCCACCACGGUAAUGUCGAACAGCACUAUCGUCCGCCUCCACCUGGACUGCCACCAGCAGGAGAACCUGGCUUCAUCCGCCCGCACCCUCGCUCUGCAGUGUGCCAUGAAGGACCCCCAGAACUGCGCCCUCUCUGCUCUUACACUCUGUGAAAAGGACCACAUUGCCUUCGAGACAGCCUACCAGAUUGUACUGGACGCAGCGGCGACAGGGAUGAGCUACACACAGCUGUUCACUAUAGCACGCUACAUGGAACACCGCGGUUACCCGAUGAGGGCGUAUAAGCUGGCGACGUUAGCCAUGGCUCAUCUGAACCUUAGUUACAACCAGGACACACACCCGGCCAUCAACGACGUGCUGUGGGCCUGCGCGCUCAGCCACUCGUUGGGGAAAAACGAGCUGGCUGCUGUUAUCCCGCUUGUGGUGAAGAGCGUGAAGUGCGCCACCGUGCUCUCGGACAUUUUGCGGCGGUGCACGCUGACCACGCCGGGCAUGGUGUCAGCGCUGCACAGCCGCAGGAACUCUGGGAAGCUGAUGUCCCUGGACAAGGCGCCGCUCAGGCAGCUGCUGGACGCAACCAUUGGGGCCUACAUCAACACCACACACUCACGGCUCACACACAUCAGCCCGCGCCACUACAGCGAGUUCAUCGAGUUCCUGGGGAAGGCCCGGGAGACUUUCAUGAUGGCUCACGACGGACACAUUCAGUUUACCCAGUUCAUAGACAACCUGAAACAGAUCUACAAGGGCAAAAAGAAACUAAUGAUGCUUGUGAGGGAGAGGUUUGGCUGAGGGUGAGGCUGGGGGGUCGCCAAAGCUCUCCUCCCACUCUAGUACUUUUCUAUGAACUUGAGUCUGCCUUUUGAACUUCUUUUGGACUUAUAAAAUAGACAAGUAAAAAGAGGGAUCUGACUUGUAGAAUGAAGCAAAAAGAGAAAGGAAAAGAUGACAAAAAAAUCAACAGAGCCACACGCGGUAUUAUUGUUCUUGCUGUUGUUAUUGUUAUAAACAUUAUUACUAUUAUUAUUAUUAAUAAUAUUAUUACUACUAUGUGUACAGAAGUGUUUUUAUUUUUCAGAAGAGAGGAAAUUUGUCACGUUGUGAAUGUUGUGUGUAUUUCUCUACAUGUGUGCGAGAGGAAAAUGAAAAGUGAGAUGGCUUUUUUGUUUUAAAUUUUGUUCCUUUUUUUUUUUUAUGAUUUAAAGCAUCUUUUUUUUCCCUUUUUCAGUGUAAACUGAGUUACAUGUUGUCAAGUGGCUGAAGCCCUUCUACGAUAGCGCUCAUUGAAAAACAAAAAAACAAGAAGCAGAAGAAAAAAAAACAAUGUCUUGGCAUCCUCAAAGAGAAACUAAGGCUUUAAUUUAAACCACACAGAGCACCUCCCUUUGUCCAGGCCCUCGCCAGUGGGCGCUGGGCAGCACUGCACAGCUUAGCCCGGCUCUGCUAGGCACAGCUUGGGUUAGCACUGACAGAAAGCCGCGAUCAGCAUUUCUUUAGACACAGCAGUAGCAGCAGCACUUGAGCAGCCAUUAGUUUUCUCGGGGUCCCAGGCAUUAGCUUCAUUACAAACAACAAUGCUCUUAGCUAACUCGUGUUGUUGUUAUUGUUGUAAUCUUCCCCACCUCCAUAAUGAGUACCUGUUUCAGACAGAGGACAGUAUGCAGGCGCUACAGUGAUGGCACAUUAGACAAAGAUAAUGAGUAUUAUUGUUACAUUAGUGUAAUGUAGUACAGCUGUGAUUUUUAACAGCCGAAGAUUGACUAAAUAACCGCUACAGUUGAGUUUUCUAGUUGAAGUAGAUACCAAGAGGGAGACGACUACCUCAUGAUACGGUAUUGAACUUGCUCCCUUUAUUUUUGUUUUUUUGUUUUUUUGCUAUCAUAUGAUAUUUAUCAUCUAUGAUGGCUGACAGUGUUAAUUAAACAGGAGAUCCACUAGUGAGACCAAGGUUAUGAGGAGAUGUGGAGUCAGAUUCCUGCUGAGGUGUUUCUGCGCUCGGCUCUGCUGUACGUCACUGCCCUGGCAUCGGUACUUACCCCCCGUCCCCAAAAUUGGCUCUAACACACAAGAUAUGUCAGUGUGUCAGUCCCCUCUCAUCUCUACAGCCACCAUUGUACGGUAUUUUCAGACUAGGCCAGUGUCAUUUCCCUCUGUGCAUGUGAAUCAUAGAAAUUAGACUUUCUACUGUUAUAGUUCAUUGUGUGGAAUCUUCAGUAAUUGUCAACCAGAACGUUCUCAGGGAUUUCUCUACACAGGAAAAAAGGCGGAACAAAUGAACGACUGACUACAGGAAAAAGACAAAAACAUGACACAACAUGAGCGAGCAUUUAUUGUACUCUGUAUAUAUGCCAUAGUAUAUGUCUGAAUAUGGAGGAUCUGAAAGUAUAUGUUAACUAAUUUAUACAGAGUAUUCUAUGUAAUGUGAAAUACUUGAAGCCGCUGUAGUUUGCUCGCUCUCUCUCGCUCUCCUUCUCUCUUUUGUCUUCUCUUUUUUUCCCUUCUCUUUUGUUGAAAACAGAACAUAUCAGAAGGACGAGACUGACCUUGUUGACGGCUUUUUUGGACUCACAAGGCCUCAUGUGUUCACACUUGAGACGCUGGAUCCCGUCAGAAAUGCAGGUUGAGUCAAAUCGUGACGGCGGAGAGAAAUAUUGUCGUUCAUUCCUGCUGACGAAAGCAUAGAAAGGGGAUUGAGGUAGACUACUUCAGGCCAUUGGUUGAUAAAUGUUUGAAAACACAAUACAGGAUUUAAGUACUUAAUUAUGCAUGUAAGCUGUUGCACUAGCCUAGUUUUCCAUGUGAUCCUAUGGAGGAAAAACUAUAAUGUGCUUUAUACAGGAGGUAAUUGGUGAUGAAUCUGGUAAAAAAAAUCAUGUAUUCUGUGUAUUCUAGCCUUACAUGCAUUUAAGGACAUCUCUUGGCUGAAGUCUGCCUCAUUUUGCAGUAAUAUAACCCUUAUCAGAGUAACUUAGUAGUUGUGCAACUCAGCAAGACUCAUAUUCAUAUUAUGCACAGGUUCAAUCUAGCUAAGAUUAAAAUACGAGUCUCCUCGAUUCUCCCUUUCAUUCACAGCAGAAUUUCCAGUGUCUCCUCUGCAACUUUCAGCUGUCCUAUCAUUAUUUGCCUUUUUACCGUCUUUACAUGUCUGAUUUUUUUCUUUUUCUGUGCAUCUUUUUCUGUCUUGAGUUCAUUAAAGAUAAAAGCAGCCUUUUCUCUUGCCUUGUCUUAACGCUUUAAAGUAACCAAACAGGAGAUCUAUCUAACAACCAAACGCGUUCUAAGAGGUGAGAGACAACCCACCUUGGUCCCAGCUUUAGUGUCCUUAAUUAGUAAGUGAAUGGCUGUGUAACUCAUGCUUUAACAAAGCAAUUCCUCACGUGUGUUUGGUGAAAAAAUACGUUGUCCAGUGUCUCUUGUUCUCUUCAGAAACAAUUUCCUCUGAGUCUUUCUAGCUGUUUUUUUUGUUUGUUUUUUAGUUUUGUUUUCUUUGUGUAGGAAUCUUCUGCUCUCCCAUUUUAUUUAUUACAAUGACCCAUGUAUACAUGCUUAUGAAAUUAAGAUUUGAUACACCGAUAUCAAUUUAUUUAUGUAACUAAAUCACUGUUUUAUAAUCUUGUUAAUGAGUCAAUAAUUGAUUUUUUUUGUUUGUUUUUGUUUUUUGUUUUAAUAAAAGUUAGUUUUUUGAAAUGUA